GGGCGCUUUUGAACCUCGCGGAAGGCACUCGUGAGACCAGCGGCCCCUACAGGACUCAUGGCGGCCUCCGGGCUCCGUCUCCCUCCGUUGCCCACCAUUCGAGAAAUCAUUAAGUUGUUCAAACUACAAGCAGUGAAGCAGCUGUCCCAGAAUUUUCUCCUGGACUUGAGGCUGACAGAUAAAAUUGUAAGGAAAGCUGGAAAUCUGACAAAUGCUUAUGUUUAUGAAGUGGGCCCUGGACCAGGAGGAAUCACAAGAUCCAUUCUCAGUGCCAAUGUUGCUGAACUUCUGGUGGUUGAAAAAGACACUCGAUUUAUUCCAGGAUUACAGAUGCUUUCUGAUGCAGCACCUGGAAAACUAAAGAUUGUUCAUGGAGAUGUAUUGACAUUUAAGAUAGAGAAAUCUUUUCCAGAAAGUCUUAAAAGACCCUGGCAGGAUGAUCCUCCAAAUGUACACAUUAUUGGAAAUCUACCUUUCAGUGUGUCAACUCCACUGAUUAUCCAGUGGCUUGAAAACAUUUCGAAUAGAAAUGGACCUUUUGCUUAUGGCAGAACUCAGAUGACUUUGACUUUUCAAAAGGAAGUGGCUGAGAGGCUUGUUGCAACUACAGGAAGCAAACAGCGCAGUCGCCUUUCUGUUAUGGCCCAAUACCUCUGCAGUGUCAAGCAUAUCUUUACCAUUCCAGGUAAAGCUUUUGUUCCCAAACCAAAGGUGGACGUUGGUGUGGUGCACUUCAUGCCUUUGAUACAGCCCAAGAUAGAGCAGCCAUUCAAGCUGGUGGAAAAAGUCGUUCAGAAUGCAUUUCAAUUCCGAAGGAAAUAUUGCCACCGAGGCCUGAGCAUGUUAUUCCCCGAAGCUCGGCGCCUAGAAAGCACGGCGAGACUGUUGCAGUUGGCAGACAUAGAUCCCACUCUUCGGCCCACCCAGCUCUCGAUUCUGCACUUCAGGAGCCUCUGUGACAUAUACAGAAAAAUGUGUGAUGAAGACCCACAGCUUUUUGGUUAUAACUUUAGAGAGGAGCUGAAGCAAAAGAAAGACAAAUCGCAGGCAAAAGAGAAAGAAGGGAGUUACGGACUUGAGGUGCCGCUUUAGGGGCUCUUGACCAGACAGGUUGAUCCCAGUGUGAGCUGCUUCUGUGUGCACUUACUUUUGCAGAAUGACAAUAAAAUACCAGUGACCAGG
Messenger RNA from Octodon degus (degu), 1182 nucleotides. RefSeq names its product transcription factor B1, mitochondrial (gene Tfb1m). Gene Ontology annotation, biological process: rRNA methylation; transcription initiation at mitochondrial promoter. The record is from RefSeq and is a predicted model, not a curated record. The transcript is spliced from 7 exons. Lineage: Eukaryota; Metazoa; Chordata; Mammalia; Rodentia; Octodontidae. The coding region runs from base 58 to 1092 and encodes 344 amino acids. Gene Ontology annotation, molecular function: rRNA (adenine-N6,N6-)-dimethyltransferase activity; mitochondrial transcription factor activity. Gene Ontology annotation, cellular component: mitochondrial matrix.